Lachancea sp. 'fantastica' is the source of this 1281-nucleotide messenger RNA. The record is from the annotation of a GenBank genome assembly. Lineage: Eukaryota; Fungi; Ascomycota; Saccharomycetes; Saccharomycetales; Saccharomycetaceae.
AUGCAACUCAGUUCAGCUCUUGCCUCUGGAGCACUACUUAGUGCUACUGCCUUGGCAGCCAACUCCACUUCCAACGUCCCAUCGUCUUGUUCCAUCAAGAGCGGUGCCUCCGUCACCGCCCAAGCCGACUUGGACAAGUACGCCGGAUGCCAAACUUUGGUCGGUGACCUAACCAUCAGCGGACAAUCGCUAACCGGUUCCGCUGCGCUCGCCAACGUGCAGGAGAUCGACGGGUCGCUCUCCGUGUUCAACGCAACCAAAUUGCAAUCCUUCUCCGCCGACAAGCUCAGCAAGAUCUCCGGCUCUCUAGAGAUGAAGUACUUGACUUUGCUUGAGUCUGCUUCGUUCGGUGCGUUGCAAGAAGUUAACUCCAUCGAGUUUGUCACUUUGCCAGCCAUCAGCUCCGUCGCUACCAACUUGAAGACCGUCGACCAGUUGCUCGUCUCAGACACCAACCUAGAGUCGAUCGACGGUUUCAACAACCUUGAAAAAGUGAGCGUUUUCAACGUUAACAACAACAGAGGUUUGUCAAAAAUCAACUCUCAAUUGCAAUCGGUUUCCGACGCUUUGCAAGUCAGCUACAACGGUCAAGAUGCCAAUGUCAAGUUCGACAGCUUGUUGUGGGCCAACAACAUCACCGUGAGCAACGUCAGCUCCAUCUCUCUAGGAAAGUUGCAAUCCGUCAACGCUUCUUUGGGAUUCAUCGAGAACUCUAUCGAGGGCUUGAACCUAUCAACUUUGGGCUCCGUCGGUGGUGCCUUGAGUAUUAUCGGUAACGAAGAGUUGACCGAAGCCAACUUCAGCAACUUGACCCAAAUUGGUGGUGCUUUGCUCAUUGCCAACAACACCAAAUUGGUCCAAAUCGACGGUUUCAGCAAUUUGAAGACCGUUGGUUCCGCUUUGAACGUUAUCGGUAACUUUUCCGACUUGGACUUGAGCUCUUUGAAGUCCGUUAAGGGUGGUAGUGAUGUCGAGACCAAGUCUUCCAACUACACCUGUGACGCUUUGAAGAAGUUGCAAAAGAACGGUGGUAUCCAAGGUGACGCUUUCGUUUGCAAGAACGGUGCUACUUCUACUUCUAUCAAGUUGUCUUCUACUUCCGGUUCUUCCACCGCCUCUGACAGCGACGACUCAAGCUCUUCCGGUUCUUCCGGUAGCGCUUCUGCCACUGCCACCAAAUCUUCCAGCUCUUCCAAAUCCAAGGGUGCUGCUGCUGGUCAAGUUGUUCCUGCCUCCUCUUUCAUGGGUGCCGUUGCUGCUGUUGCCGUUGCCCUAUUGUAA